Hypanus sabinus (Atlantic stingray) is the source of this 1297-nucleotide messenger RNA. It is a transcript of the gene ypel5, whose product is annotated as yippee-like 5. NCBI's taxonomy places the organism in Eukaryota, Metazoa, Chordata, Chondrichthyes, Myliobatiformes, Dasyatidae. Bases 447 to 812 code for a protein of 121 amino acids. The transcript is spliced from 3 exons. The record is from RefSeq and is a predicted model, not a curated record.
UCGUGUAAGUAUUGAAUGUGUGUACCCUGAGUAUGUGAUGUAGAUAAACUUAUAGUUCCGUAAAAUGCCCAUUGUCCGUCACUCGGACAAGCCUGCUCUGUCAUUCAGACAAACCCCGUCCUGUUACCCUGUGACUCAGCUGCUGAUGAAUCUCGCCCCAAACCGUCGACAGUUUAUUCCAAUUUGCUGAGUUGCUUCAGUAUUUUGUGUAGGUUGCCCAUUCUCUCCGUCACUUCGACAAAGACGCUCAACCACCCGCCCCUUCCUCGUCUCGGAGGGACACUUCUCAGCCCGUCCCCUACACAUUCCCUGCCCCCUCUGUCACUCAAAAGCUCUGCCCCAUCCGGUCACGUGUGUUGUGCUGUGUCGUCGUGGUGACAUCGGAUUCAGUCCGGCCCGGGAGAGGUGCUCGGCCCCACGAGGAUACUGACCAAAUUGCUGGAAUCAUGGGCAGAAUUUUCUUGGACCACAUUGGAGGCACCCGCCUCUUCUCCUGUGCCAACUGUGAUACCAUCCUGACCAAUCGCUCCGAGCUCAUCUCCACACGCUUCACCGGUGCUACAGGGCGAGCCUUCCUCUUCAACAAGGUGGUGAAUCUGCAGUACAGUGAGGUGCAGGACCGGGUGAUGCUCACUGGACGACACAUGGUGAGAGAUGUCAGCUGCAAGAACUGCAACAGUAAGCUGGGCUGGAUCUACGAGUUUGCAACAGAGGACAGUCAGCGCUACAAGGAGGGUCGAGUGAUCCUGGAGAGAGCCCUGGUGCGGGAGAGUGAAGGUUUUGAAGAGCACGUUCCCUCUGAUGCUUCCUGAAGGAACCCACUCUUUUCAUGGCCCUUUCUCUUCUGUUUCCUUGCUUGACAGAAGAAAUACUUUUUAUUUAAAAAGCAGUUAUCCUUCUUUGUGUACAGUGUCAGCUUGGCAUCCAGCCUGACGUUGUGUUGUAAUGUCUCUGUGCACACACUGUGUAAACUUGCAGCGUUACAGUAGGCAGUCUUGGCUCUGUAUUGCUCCCAGUUCUUCUAUUUAAGUUUUUUUUAGUAUAUUUUUCUUGCUGCCUGUGACAUGCUGGGUGUCAGCUUGUCUGAGCUUGUAAAUCUGCCCGAUGGGAUGGGAUGGGUGGGGGCAGGCUUGAGGGUGGCAGGGUGGGGUUGUAACAGGUCUGUCUAAGGCAGUCCAUACAGCUCUUGGACACCACUGCAUGGGGGGAUGGGGAGGAGGAUGGAUAAUUACUGUGUCCUCUCAAUAGCCUCUGUGUAAUGUGUUGAGAAUAAUUUAAUAAACAAAGAACAUCAGUC